GGAUGGACAGUUUGUUUCCGAACGCGAAAGGAAUCGCUCGUUGUUCUAGUAGCGGCCGAAUGUACUAAUACCCUUAACACCGUAAACAAAGUGCGUGCGUUUGUUGCAAAACGUGAAGUUAAGCCAUAAGCCUGUAAAGGCUCGUUGCCUCGGCUCUUUGUGUGAGGUGAAAGCUUUUCACGUAAACGAUCUAUGAUGUAUAUCUUCAUACCAAUCUACUUCCGUAGGACUCUUCAUUAAUACAUCGUUAAUCAUCAACCUGAGUGCCGUUUCGAGCGCCUGAAUGUAGGCUCUACAUUUCACUUAAGCUACCGAAAACAACAACAAAAAAACAAAGACACAUACAAUGCGAUCAAUACGAAGGCGAUCCCCUUAUCGACUGUUUACCAGUGCGUUCGUUUUGCUUCCACUGUUACUGCUCCUGCUCGACGCAAACCACCUCGUUCGGGGUCUCCGCUGUGACCGCUCGCCCGAAGGUUCCGGUGCCAACAAAUCGCCCGCCGAUGGACGCUUCCGGCUGCGCAUAUCGGGCAAUCCGGAGAAGUACGUGCCCGGCGAAUCGUACACCAUAAGUCUCGUUGGCAUUCGGUCGAUGCAGGUGCCGCACAAGUUCUCCGGCUUCUUCCUCGCGGCAGAGAAGGACUUUUCGCUCGUGCGCGGUGACGGACCACCGUCCGGUGUGCAUAAUGUCGGAACAUUCCAGCUGUCGGGUGAUGCACUGACCAAGUUUAGUGAGCGUUGCCCGAACGCCGUCACACAGACGAAUUCGCUGCCCAAAAGCGAAAUCCAGGUGAACUGGAUAGCUCCGCCGGCGGGCAGCGGUUGCAUUGCGAUACGGGCGACGGUGGUGGAACAUCGGGACGUGUGGUACAUGGAUGAUGGACCGCUGAGUAAGAUCUUCUGCGAGGAUGAGGCGGACUCGGUCGAUACACAGCCGCCGGUGCUGAAGGAAUGCUGUGCCUGCGACGAGGCCAAGUAUGAGCUGACGUUCGAAGGACUCUGGUCGAGGCAUACGCAUCCGAAAGAUUUCCCUUCCAAUGGGUGGCUCACGCGCUUCAGUGAUGUAAUCGGAGCGUCCCAUACGGUAGACUAUCGGUUCUGGGAGUAUGGACAGGUGGCCAGCGAAGGAUUGAAGCAGGUGGCCGAGCACGGUUCCACACGGAUGCUGGAAAGUGAGCUUAAAAAUCAGAGCGACAAAAUCCGUACAAUAAUUAAAGCACGCGGCAUUUCGUAUCCCAAUGUGACCGGGAAAACAUUCGCAGUAUUUCGCGUCGAUUCCAAUCACCAUCUCGUAUCGAUUGUAUCGAUGCUUGAUCCAUCGCCCGACUGGAUCGUUGGUGUGUCGGGGCUAGAGCUGUGUCUUACGAACUGCUCCUGGAUCGAGAACAAAAUACUCAACCUGUACCCUUGGGAUGCCGGUACCGACAGUGGUCCAACGUACAUUUCGCCCGACCAGCCAACCAAUCCGCCGGAAGUGAUCCGACGCAUUAAGUCCAACUACCCGAACGAUCCGCGCUCACCGUUCUACGAUCCAUCCGGUACGGAGAUGAAGCCGCUCGCACGGAUUUAUCUAUCCCGACAGCGGCUGUACGAGAAGAACUGCGAUGCGGACAAUGAGGAGGAGAACGAAACGAAACAAGCAUGCGAAACAGAACCUUGGUCCGACUGGACGGAUUGUAGUGCACGUUGCGGCAUGGGCAAACAUACACGGCGCCGUGUCUACAAGCAUCCGAUGAAGGCAAGGCAGGCGGAAUGCAAGGUGAAGCUGUUCGAUAGACGUGCGUGCGUUGGGACGUACCGGGACUGCGAUUACAACAACCAGGACAUUGAGGAUGCGUACCUGAGCGAUCCGGAGUGUGAGGUAACGGAGUGGGGCCCUUGGAGCGAGUGCAGCUCACCGUGCGGCAAGGGUAACAAGACGCGUUCGCGCAAGUACAAGAAGAAGGGCGCUCGGAAGAAGUGUGAACGUCUGCCAAAUCCACCGAUGCUCCAGCAGACGGUAUCGUGCGAUGAGGACUGUGGUGGUGACAUUUCUCAGCCCGUACUAAGCUCGGACAUCAAUCCCAAGUGCAAAAUGACGCAGUGGUCCGAGUGGAGUCCGUGCAGUGUGACUUGUGGGUUGGGUCGCAAAAUGCGCACCCGUAUGCCCAUCAACAAGAACAUGCGGGUACACCAUAAGCGAUUCGUGAGCUACUACAUGACCCGUCGCCGGAUGACGGCACUGAACGACGAGGAAGACAGCGAGGAGGGAGACGGUGGCGAAGAUAACGAUCUGCACGUUACCGACCAGAACGAUCCGUGCUACGGUGUGGAAACGGUAGAAGAAGUUACCUGCGGACAUGAUUUACCGCCGUGCGUUGGGUUAUAUGGAGUGCCAGAACUCUGCUUCCUCGAACCGAAACCGGGCAAUUGCCGUGACUCGCUGACACGCUGGUACUUCCAAAGCGAUAAGAACGACUGCUCGAUUCUCUUCUUCACCGGAUGUGGCGGCAACAAUAACAACUUUAUGUCUCGCGAGGACUGUCUCGAUACAUGCAGUAAAGACCGUAAAUUCACCAACAUUCCGAUACGGGACCAGAUCAGUACGAACAGUGCUGGCGCUUCCGACGAUGGGACGGAUCUGAAGCAAGACUGCAAAACUUCACACUGGAAGCGAGGUCCCUGCAAUGCUACCUGUGGCGAAGGUUCUCGCGUGAAGAGUCGCACAAUACUGGUGCAUCCCUCGAAUGGUGGACAACGGUGUCCCCGGAAGCUGCGCAAGGUCGAGCGGUGUUUCGUGCACUGCGACUCCUCGCGACACGACACGAAUCCCUCGUGGGGCCCUAGCACCCGGUACGAGCCAGAACCGAUCGAGUGCGAGUACUCGGCCUGGUCGGCGUGGUCACCGUGCAGCAAGACCUGUGGCGAUUAUGCCGUACAGCAGCGUACCCGGUACCUGCUCGAUCCCGACAAUGCCCGGUUCUGUCCGCACCGGCUCGAGGAGCGGAAAUGUGAUAUCAUGCCUUGCCUGUUGGGCAAAUAGAUCUGCGUACGGGGAGAUGACGCGGACCCAUGUGUCGCGCAGGUCGUCCAGUACGAUGAUGCACAAAACCGUGGACAGUCGUCCGCCAGUUAGAUUUAUUUCCGUUCACUCGAGCCACACGAGGUACGUGUGUAGUAGCGUUUAUACGCUGGGUUAGAAUGUUUAUGGAGAUGUACACCCAACACAGAACAGAAAGUAGUGAUGGCUUCUCACAGCGACAGGAAGCGAGCAAAUAUUGUCGCUCGUGUUGCAAUUUUUUUUUCGUUCGUCCCAAUAUAUCUCAUCGAUUGCAUCGAUAUUUUAUGUGUACCAAUGUAUGUUUUUUGUCCUUUAUUUGAUGUUUCGUUCUGCACCUUUUGCGUUGUCGGAUCCAAAUCCGACAUUGAUGAAUGAAGCCCAGCUGUAUACCCAUUGUGGUUGUGGAACGUGAUGAGAAAGUUAAAGAUAUCUCCCAUUCCCGUUUUUUUUUGCAAAAAAUAAAAACUCAACAAAACCCCAAACCACUUUGCUGUUUUUGGGACGAUGUGGAAUUAGGUUAUAGAGUUGAAGGAUUAAACGCAGAACGAAAACAGAAUUUAGACGUUAGAAACAAAACGAAAUCCACAAAGAGAUAGGGAGAGGAAGAUAGAGCGGCGAAUACAUGGAGUAACGCACGUCCUAUGCUAGCAAGCAACGGAAUGCACUAAUAAAAAUGGAACACACAUACAGAGGUAACACAACAGAGUACUUUCAAACUAAUAGAGAGAAUGUAAAUCACGAUCCCGGAUGACGAUUGCACAGUGCAAUGCAUUUUGAAGCCGUUUGGAGAGAAGCACGAGUAAAACAGUAAGAUGAGUGUGAAUUGUAUGUGAAAGAAACAGAGAACGCAAACGAAAGGAAACGGUGCAAUCUGAAUGACAUAUAAAUAAAUGCAGACAUCAUGUAUCCUUCUAAUAAAUAAGAACAAAUAAAUUGGAGAGCACGUA
Molecule: messenger RNA, 3987 nt
Organism: Anopheles funestus (African malaria mosquito)
Lineage: Eukaryota; Metazoa; Arthropoda; Insecta; Diptera; Culicidae
Product: spondin-1
Exons: 8
Coding region: 347-3022 (891 amino acids)
Biological process (GO): cell adhesion
Cellular component (GO): extracellular matrix
Molecular function (GO): serine-type endopeptidase inhibitor activity
Source: RefSeq, a predicted model, not a curated record